Messenger RNA from Brassica rapa (field mustard), 1576 nucleotides. Its product is annotated as cyclin-B1-2. The record is from RefSeq and is a predicted model, not a curated record. NCBI's taxonomy places the organism in Eukaryota, Viridiplantae, Streptophyta, Magnoliopsida, Brassicales, Brassicaceae. Gene Ontology annotation, molecular function: cyclin-dependent protein serine/threonine kinase regulator activity. Gene Ontology annotation, biological process: mitotic cell cycle phase transition.
CUCCUCCUUCAUAAGAAGGCGCUCUCUCCCAUCAGAAUCUCUCAGUUCUCACAAACUCUUCUUCACCAAGAGAGAUCCAAAGAUCAAGAAGAAUCUGUAAAAAGUUCAAUAAUGGCGACGAGAACCAACAUGCCUGAACAAGCCAGAGGUGUUAACAAGAACGGCGCCGUGAAGAAUCGCCGCCCGCUCGGUGACAUCGGAAACAACCUUGUUUCCGUUCCCGUGGCUCAAGGAGGGAAGCCUCAGCCUCCGAUCAACCGUCCCAUCACCCGAAGCUUCCGCGCUCAGCUCCUAGCCAACGCCCAGAAGCCACAGCCUCUUGCUCCAAGAAACAACAACCAAGAAGCUCAAAAGGCGGUUCCCAAGAAGAACCUAGUGAUCAAGCUCAAGCCGCAACAGACCAAACACGUUGAAGUAGCUGAGCCACCAAAGAAGGUGGAGAAGAAACCAGCCGCUAAGGUGACCUACUCGUCAGUUCUCAGCGCUAGGAGCAAAGCUGCGUGUUCUAUAACCGCCAAGCCGAAGAUUCUCGAUAUUGACGAGUCUGACAAGGACAACCACUUGGCUGCUGUUGAGUACGUUGAUGAUAUGUACGCGUUUUACAAAGAAGUGGAGAAGGAGAGUCAGCCGAAGAUGUAUAUGCACAUUCAGACCGAUGUGAAUGAGAAGAUGAGAGCUAUCUUGGUUGAUUGGUUGUUAGAAGUUCACAUCAAGUUUGAACUUAACUUGGAGACUCUUUACCUCACUGUCAAUAUUAUUGAUCGGUUCCUCUCUGUGAAAGCUGUCCCCAAAAGAGAGUUGCAGCUACUGGGAAUCAGUGCCUUGCUUAUCGCUUCCAAAUACGAAGAGAUCUGGCCUCCUCAGGUGAAUGAUUUGGUGUAUGUGACGGACAAUGCUUACAACAACAAGCAGAUUCUAGUGAUGGAGAAGACCAUCCUUGGGAACCUCGAAUGGUACUUGACUGUUCCGACUCAGUACGUGUUCCUUGUCCGCUUUAUCAAAGCUUCGAUGUCUGACCCUGAGAUGGAGAAUAUGGUUCACUUUCUUGCUGAGCUGGGGAUGAUGCACUAUGACACGUUGAAGUUCUGUCCCUCCAUGCUUGCUGCUUCAGCGGUCUACACAGCGAGAUGCGCACUGAAGAAGUCACCAGCUUGGACCGAGACGUUGACGUUCCACACAGGAUAUUCAGAAUCUGAGAUUAUGGAAUGCUCAAAGCUUCUAGCUUUACAUCAUUCAAGAUGCGGAGAGAGCAGGCUACGUGCUGUGUACAAGAAGUACUCUAAAGUGGAGAACGGUGGUGUUGCUUUGGUCUCACCAGCCAAGUCUCUCUUGAGCGCUGCUCCUCUUUCUGCUUAAGUGGGGGAGAGAAAGAGUCGUUCGUCAGUCUCUCUCUGAUUCAAUUCGAAGAUUUGCUUUAAAAACCUCUUUGUUGUUGUUAUGAGUUCAAAAAGUAAUAAUGAAUUCUUUUAUGAGUGAGUGACGGUUGUUUGUACUCUCGUCCUAGAGAAACAAACAUGUCUGUAUUGGUUUCUUCUUUUCUAUAACUAAUAGAUAAAAAAAGCUUUCUGAUGUUUGA